Molecule: messenger RNA, 630 nt
Organism: Nycticebus coucang (slow loris)
Lineage: Eukaryota; Metazoa; Chordata; Mammalia; Primates; Lorisidae
Gene: HBM
Product: hemoglobin subunit mu
Exons: 3
Coding region: 156-581 (141 amino acids)
Biological process (GO): oxygen transport; hydrogen peroxide catabolic process
Cellular component (GO): hemoglobin complex; haptoglobin-hemoglobin complex; blood microparticle
Molecular function (GO): peroxidase activity; haptoglobin binding; oxygen carrier activity
Source: RefSeq, a predicted model, not a curated record
CCGAAGUCGUGGCCUCCAGCUUUCUCCGCGCGGACUGAGGGUCCCCGCGUUCCCGCCGAGGUCGGCCGAUAAAGGACGGGCGGGGCGCCUGGGGAGGGCUCUAUAAGGAGGCCAGGGUGGCGGGCGCAGCCCCCAGAGUGCUUCAGUCCGGCGGCAUGCUCAGCGCCCAGGAACGAGCCCAUAUCUGGGCGGUCUGGGACCUAAUCGCCGGCCAUGAGGCGCAGUUUGGGGCGGAGCUGUGGCUCAGGCUCUUCACAGUGUACCCCAGCACCAAGGCCUACUUCCCGAAGCUGGGCGCCUGCCUGGACGAGAUGCAGCUGCUGAGCCACGGACAGCGCACACUGGCGGCGGUGGGCGUGGCCGUGCAACACAUGGAUAACCUGCGCGACGCUCUGAGCCCGCUGGCCGACUUGCACGCGCACAUGCUGCGUGUGGACCCAGCCAACUUUCAGCUGCUGAUCCAGUGUUUCCAGGUCGUGCUGGCUUCCCACUUGCAAGACGAGUUCACAGUGGAGAUGCAUGCCGCAUGGGACAAGUUCCUGACAGGCGUGGCCGUGGUGCUGACUGAAAAGUAUCGCUGAGCCCAGUACCCGGAAGCCCUUGGUCUGUGCCUGUCAAUAAACAAAGGCC